AUGGAAACGCCCAAACUGGUCAACUUUCCGAGUAUUUUACGAGGAAUAGUGAAUCAAUUUGUUUCAGACGCAGCAAGCAAGGAGUCAAUUAACAAAGAUACUCUCUAUCCAAAGCUUGAUGAGUGUGAAAAAAACAAUACAGAUAAGGACGAAGAUGGUAAAUUGCCAGAGGAGAUUGAAUUACUAGAGAGACGCAACGAUGAUGAAGCACCGGCAAUAUCUGGCAGGCGUGUUCUUACUCUAGCGGAUGGGCUGUGUGUGCCGGUCCCAGAGGAUUAUGUGUUGCCUGUUGACGCCAGUAAAUGUCACAGCGCUGUAUUGGCGAAACAACCACAAAAUUAUGCUGGAGCAGAGCCAAUGGUCGUCGGUGAGGGCGCUCAACAACACGUUGUAUAUGUUGUGAAAGUGACAGCUCCAAAAGAACGCCUCCCACACGAUUGGUUGUCAUGUUCUGUCGUCAGUAUGUGUUGCUUUCUGCCCCUCGGGUUAGUUGCAGUUGCGUACUCCGUUAAGAUACAAGAGGCGUGUCGAAAGGGUGACAUAAAAACAGCAAAAGCAGCAGUUCGCAUGGUGAAACGCCUACUACUUGGGGCAUUAUUAUGCGGCAUUUUUAUCACGUUUAUAAUAGCUACAAUAAUAUACAAGAGAGCAUUAGCAUAAACAUUUUUGGACAACACAGAUUGUGACCUAGAAGUGCCUUACGAGGCUAUAUAUGACGUCAUCACCUGCUUUUAAUUGGGUUUUAGUUUAUCACUGCAUCAGUGUCAAUAUAUGAUCUCAUGAAUAUUGUAAUUUGCAACGAGGUUCGCUGUGAUUGGGGCUGAGAUAUGACGUAGAACAUCACACAGAACAUCAGACCUUAUUUGGGCAUCAACAUCUAUACGUGAAAUGUAUCAGACAUUCAUUAAAGUUGGGUAGUUACGCUGCAUUUGCAGGGCUUGGUUAUCAUGGUAGCAAUGGAUUUGCUACAUCAGGAUCUGCCAGCACUGAUGUUGAUCACCUAUGGCCAGAUUGCUUUACAAGGGUUGGUUUGUAAUUUCGAUUUUAUUAACAGUAUAACUUAUAGUGCGCCACCUACCGACAUUACUUAACUCAACUUUUUUAAAGUCCUUCCGUUUUCAGUUGUAUCGUGAAAGUUUGUAGUGCACCUUUUGCUUGUCACGUGACAACAUAUCGUAUUGAUAUUGGAUAAUCACAAACUCUUUAUGUACAUGACGACUUUUACUCAAGAUGUAAAGAACACAAACACAAUGUUUUAAAUUGCAAUGUAUCGAGCAGUACUCUUCAGGGAAAAUUAUAUGACCUGAAUUAUAGGUAUAUAAUCCUAUGCCGCCAUCUUUUAAAUAGGAACAUUGCAUUAAUAAUUCACUUUUUGCGCCGAGAUGAACGCACAGUCGCUAAGCCUAACUAUCAAAUAUGUCGCGUGGAUUGGUCGCUUGGGCUACGGUUAGCUGGCGGCCGAUAUUUACUAUAUAGGGGUAGCCAUUUUUAUCACGACUUGAAGCUAAAUAAAGAGACAAGUUGA
This is a messenger RNA of Saccoglossus kowalevskii, 1525 nucleotides long. RefSeq lists its product as uncharacterized. The record is from RefSeq and is a predicted model, not a curated record. Gene Ontology annotation, cellular component: membrane. Lineage: Eukaryota; Metazoa; Hemichordata; Enteropneusta; Harrimaniidae.